Messenger RNA from Anopheles maculipalpis, 1173 nucleotides. It is a transcript of the gene Gmd, whose product is annotated as GDP-mannose 4,6 dehydratase. The record is from RefSeq and is a predicted model, not a curated record. Gene Ontology annotation, molecular function: GDP-mannose 4,6-dehydratase activity. Gene Ontology annotation, biological process: GDP-mannose metabolic process. Bases 63 to 1154 code for a protein of 363 amino acids. The transcript is spliced from 2 exons. Lineage: Eukaryota; Metazoa; Arthropoda; Insecta; Diptera; Culicidae.
GAUUACACUUGACGCGAUAGUAGUUAACAGUGUUUGUAGUACGAUAAAAUAGAGCAUUAAAAAUGGAGGGCGAAACAACGGUGACGAAUCCUGCCAGCGAUAGAAAAGUGGCACUGAUAACAGGCAUUACGGGUCAAGAUGGAUCAUAUUUGGCCGAGUUUCUGCUGGACAAGGGAUAUGAGGUGCAUGGAAUAAUUCGCCGGGCCAGUACAUUCAACACUUCGCGCAUCGAGCAUCUGUAUGCGGAUCCGCGCACGCACCGGGAGGGCAAGAUGAAGCUACACUACGGUGACAUGACCGAUAGUAGCGCGCUGGUGAAAAUUAUAGCACAAGUCCGACCGACCGAAAUCUACAACCUAGCCGCACAAAGCCAUGUAAAGAUUUCGUUCGAUUUAAGCGAAUACACGGCUGAAGUGGAUGCGGUCGGUACGCUCCGUCUGCUGGAUGCCAUUCGUACCGUGGGCCAGGAAAAGACGGUCCGCUUUUAUCAAGCAUCCACGUCGGAACUGUACGGGAAAGUAGUUGAAACGCCACAGAACGAAAAGACACCGUUUUAUCCCCGGUCACCGUACGCCUGCGCCAAGAUGUACGGAUACUGGAUUGUGAUAAAUUAUCGCGAAGCGUACAAUAUGUUCGCUUGCAACGGUAUUCUCUUCAAUCAUGAAUCACCUCGCCGGGGAGAAAAUUUUGUGACGCGUAAAAUUACUCGCUCGGUGGCAAAGAUUUCACUCGGCCAGCAGGAAUACCUCGAGCUGGGCAAUCUGGACUCGAAACGUGAUUGGGGCCACGCCAAAGAUUACGUCGAAGCGAUGUGGCUUAUGAUGCAGCAGGACCAGCCGGAAGAUUUUGUAAUUGCUACCGGAGAAACGCACUCGGUGCGGGAAUUUGUUGAAAAAGCGUUCCAGUACAUUGGGCGCGAGAUUGAAUGGCGAGGGACGGGUGUGGAUGAGGUGGGCGUGGAGAAGGGUACCGAGACGGUACGGGUACGCAUCAAUGCUAAGUUUUUCCGCCCGACCGAGGUGGAUCUGCUGCUGGGCGAUGCGUCCAAAGCGAAGGCACAGCUGGGCUGGUCGCCGAAGGUAACAUUCCUGGAGCUGAUCGCUGACAUGAUGGCAGCGGAUAUACAGCUGAUGAAGAAUAAUCCAUCCGCGUAGAGGGCAACGAAUCGAAUUG